AUGUCCCUUCCAGCAGUCGAGAAUGACCUAAAGGCUCAGCUUUGUGAACACUAUAUAGAUUCAGAUUGGCAACCAGCUCUUAAAGCCAUCAUGGAUGCUGAAGGAGACACAGAUAUUGCCUUGAACGCUGUAAAUGCACUCGCAGAAGCUGCAUCUCAUCACACUAGGCUCAAAAUUUGUAUUCCUGCACGUCCACAG
Messenger RNA from Suillus discolor, 198 nucleotides. RefSeq lists its product as uncharacterized. Lineage: Eukaryota; Fungi; Basidiomycota; Agaricomycetes; Boletales; Suillaceae. The annotation marks the transcript as partial. The record is from RefSeq and is a predicted model, not a curated record. The transcript has a single exon.